AUGGCAAAUUAUCUAUACUUUUUGGUAAAAACUAUAUUUUGCCUUUUUAAUAAGAUUUUCAAAUGUACUUUCCUUAAUAUACCAUCAUUUAAUCAUCGGCUAAGUACUAACUUCAGCUUAUCAUUGAAUCAAGAUGAGCAGAAAUUUAACAGCAAGCUUAACCACCAAGAGAUUUCUUUUUCUUGCAGGCUACAAGGAAAAGUGGCAAUAAUCACCGGUGGGGCAAGCGGCAUUGGCGAGUGUUGCGCAAGGCAGUUUGUGAAACAAGGAGCCAAAGUAGUGAUCGCUGAUAUCCAAGAUGAACUUGGCCGAUCCCUCUGUAAACAAAUUGGUUCAGAAGAAACAACUUUCUAUGUUCACUGUGAUGUUUCCUCGGAUUCUGAUGUCCAAAACGCUGUCGAUUUGGCCGUCUCCAAGUACGGAAAGCUAGACAUCAUGUUUAGCAAUGCUGGCAUGGGAGGAAAAACAGGGCCCGGUAUUUUAUCUACCGAUAAUGAAGAUUUCAAAAGGGUUUUUAAUGUCAAUAUGUUUGGCGCGUUCUUGGCAGCCAAACACGCUGCUAGAGUCAUGAUUCCGGAAAAGAAAGGUUGCAUUCUGUUUACUGCAAGUAUCGCCGCGGUUACCUGUAUGCAUUCUGCUCAUCCAUAUGUUGUAUCGAAAUAUGGAGUGAUUGGUUUGACAAAAAAUCUGUGUAUAGAAUUAGGACAACAUGGCAUACGGGUGAAUUGUAUCUCGCCAUACGCAGUUGUAACUCCGCUAGUGCAGAAAUCGAUGGGAUUAAUGGCGGUAGAGAAGGAGAAGAUCGAAAAAUUGGCGUCGGAUGCAUCAAAUUUGAAAGAAGCGGUGUUAGAAGCUGAAGAUAUAGCAGAGGCAGCUAUUUAUUUGGUAAGUGAUGAAUCUAAGUAUGUGAAUGGAAUAAAUCUUGUUGUUGAUGGAGGUUUUAGUGUCACUAAUCCUGCCUUUGAAAUGGCUAUGAAAAACUUGCAUACUUCUUGAGCUAUUGGAGAAUCAGGAUAUCACCUAAGAAUCUAUGUUAUUUGUUGUAAUUCCAUGCUACCAUAUGCUUCUUAUUUACUACU
Messenger RNA from Mercurialis annua (annual mercury), 1079 nucleotides. Its product is annotated as short chain aldehyde dehydrogenase 1-like. The transcript has 2 exons. Bases 1 to 996 code for a protein of 331 amino acids. Gene Ontology annotation, molecular function: oxidoreductase activity, acting on the CH-OH group of donors, NAD or NADP as acceptor. Lineage: Eukaryota; Viridiplantae; Streptophyta; Magnoliopsida; Malpighiales; Euphorbiaceae. The record is from RefSeq and is a predicted model, not a curated record.